ACCGGAGCCAUCCAGCUGUGAGGAUCUGUGAGCGCUGUCAUCCGCUUAACGCCCUCGCACCACCCGCUCUCCCUCCCUUCCGCCACCGCCGCCGCCGCAGUCACCCACAACGUUCCCUCUGCUCUCAUCCAGCGCCCAGGGCAUGCUCCGAGGUCCAGCACCCGGCCUCGGCAGUGGCCAGGCUUUCGACCCUUCCGCGGAGACAUGAGGCGUGGCCCACGGGUCGCCCUGGUCCUGGGGCUGCUGCGCAUUUACCUAGCCCAGGCCAACUUUGCCCCUCACUUCUUUGACAAUGGAGUGGGCAGCACCAACGGGAACAUGGCCCUGUUCAGCCUCCCAGAAGACACUCCUGUAGGUUCUCAUGUGUACACCCUAAAUGGGACAGACCCUGAGGGAGACCCUAUCUCCUACCACAUCAGCUUUGACCCCAGCACUAGAAGUGUCUUUUCUGUUGAUCCCAAUUUUGGAAACAUCACUCUGGUGGAAGAGCUGGACAGAGAAAGGGAAGAUGAGAUUGAAGCCAUCAUCAGCAUUUCCGAUGGCCUGAACCUGGUGGCAGAGAAAGUCGUGAUACUGGUGACAGAUGCCAAUGAUGAAGCACCCAGGUUCAUCCAGGAGCCUUACAUCAUCCGGGUUCCAGAGAACAUACCUGCUGGGAGCAGCAUCUUUAAGGUCCAGGCAGAGGACAAGGACACAGGCUCUGGAGGCAGUGUCACCUACUCCCUUCAGAACCUACACUCCUCCAAGUUCUCCAUGGACCGUCACAGCGGGGUGCUGAGACUCCAGGCUGGGGCCACACUGGACUAUGAGAAGUCGAGGGCUCAUUACAUCACUGUGAUUGCCAAGGAUGGUGGGGGCAGGCUUCGAGGGGCUGACAUGGUGUUCUCAGCCACCACCACCGUCACCAUCAAUGUGGAAGAUGUUCAGGACACGGCCCCUAUCUUCGUGGGUACACCCUACUAUGGUUACGUGUAUGAAGACACCCUUCCUGGCUCAGAGGUGCUGACGGUGGUUGCCAUAGAUGGAGACCGAGGCAAACCCAACCACAUCCUCUACAGGCUCUUGAAUGAGAGUGACGGAAUCUUUGAAAUUAAUGAGACAUCUGGAGCCAUCUCCGUCCUUCAGAGCCCUGCCCUGCUCCGAAGAGAGGUGUAUGAACUUCAUGUACAGGUGACAGAGGUCAACUCUCCAGGAAGCCCAGCUGCUCAGGCCACAGUCCCAGUGACCAUCAGGAUCGUGGACCUCAACAACCACCCUCCAACCUUCUAUGGAGAGAGUGGGCCCCAGAACAAGUUUGAGCUCUCUAUGUUUGAGCACCCACCCCAGGGGGAGAUUCUCCGUGGACUCAAGAUCACUGUCAACGACUCAGACCAGGGAGCCAAUGCCAAAUUCAACUUACGGCUGGUGGGACCUGGAGGCAUCUUCCGAGUGGUGCCACAGACCGUCCUGAAUGAAGCCCAAGUGACCAUCAUAGUGGAAAACUCAGCUGCCAUUGACUUUGAAAAGUCUAAGUUGUUGACCUUCAAGCUCCUGGCCAUUGAAGUGAACACCCCAGAGAAGUUCAGUUCCACAGCAGACAUUGUGAUCCAGCUUCUGGACACCAAUGAUAAUGUCCCCAAGUUCACCUCGCACUACUACAUUGCCAGGAUCCCAGAGAAUGCUCCAGGAGGCUCCAACGUGGUGGCUGUCACAGCUGUGGAUCCAGAUACAGGACCAUGGGGCAAAGUCCACUAUUCCAUCUAUGGGACCGGGUCAGACCUGUUCUUAAUUCACCCAUCCACUGGGCUUAUCUACACUCAGCCCUGGGCCAGCCUGGAUGCUGAGGGUACUUCGAGGUACAACUUUUAUGUGAAGGCAGAAGACAUGGAUGGAAGGUACAGCCUGGCUGAGGUGUUUGUCACUCUCUUGGAUGUCAAUGACCACUACCCCCAGUUUGUACAGAGCGUCCAGGAAAAGACAAUGGUACUGGGGACCCCACUGAAAAUUGAGGCAACAGACCAGGAUGCAGAGGAGCCUAACAACUUGGUAGACUACUCCAUUACCCGUGCAGAGCCAGUCAACGUGUUUGACAUUGAUGCACACACAGGGGAAAUUAGGCUCAAGAAUUCCAUCCGCUCCUUGGAGGCCCUACACAACAUCACACCCAGUGGGGACUACUCAUGGUCCCUACAGGUGCAGGCCAAGGACCGAGGCUCCCCAUCUUUCAGUACAACAGCCUUACUCAAGAUCGACAUCACAGAUACAGAGAGGCUAUCCAGAGGUUCCAUGGCUGCCUUCCUGAUUCAGACCAAGGACAAUCCCAUGAAAGCCGUAGGUGUACUGGCUGGUGUCAUGGCAAUUGUUGUGGCCAUAACUGUCCUCAUCUCCACGGCUACCUUCUGGCGUAACAAGAAGUCUAACAAGGUCCUGCCUGUGCGGCGUGUGCUCCGUAGAAGGCCCAGCCCUGCUCCCCACACAGUUCGAAUAGAGUGGCUCAAAUUCAGGAGGGCCAAGGCUGCUACCAAGUUUAUACUCAAAGAGGAUUCUCCCAAUGAGAACUGCAAUAACAGCAGAGUGGGAGUCAUGGUGCCCCCAAGAGCUCCAGCUCUCCCACCACCCCCUAAAAUGGCAUCCAGUAUGGUGGCCCAACAGACAGUGCCUACUGUCUCUGGAUCCCUCACCCCACAGCCAUCCCCACAGUUACCCACACCCAAGACCCUGGGAGGCCCCGUUCAGUCUUCUUUGGUGUCUGAGCUCAAGCAAAAGUUUGAGAAGAAGAGUUUAGACAACAAGGCCUAUAUCUAGAGUGUGUCCCAUGAUUUUUCUCUUCUCUUCCCCCAAUUCUGACCCUCAAGGUCACCCCUAUUUUGUAUAAUGUUGUAACACUAUAUGCAGGACUCUACAAAGGGCUUUGGGCAAGAGAUGCCUCAGACUGUGAGAUGCAGUUGGCAAAUACAUACCCACUGCCCAAAUCCUUGACACAUCUAUAAUGCUCUCUAUUCUUCAGAGAAUAGAAGUCCACAAGGAGUCAAGUCUGUGUAUUUCUACCCACCAACUCUAGACCCCACAAUCACUGGAGUCCUCCUGGGGCCUUGUCAUCUUUAGUUGAGAAGUAGGGCCCCUGGCCACAAGUAACAAGAGUGGCAAGAAUCUGGAUCCCCAAGCUUCAGCCAACCAACAGGUUAAUGGAGGUUUGUUCUCAGCUGAAGUUGAAAGUCAGUGAGCUUUGUAGGAUGUAGCGAUACAAACAGGUAAGAAAAGGGCCAAAAUGCUCUGAAAGCUCAUGUUGACUGUGCCCAAAGCCACUGAGCUAUAGAAUUAGCAUCUAGAUAAGACUAUGCUCCUGAUGGUAGGUGUAAGGUGACCUCUUCCUAGACAGAGAGCAGAAAUCUCCAGCCUCCCUUGAAGAGACAAGGCGAGGUGGAUAUCAAGCUUGAGCUUAGGGAAGGCUCCCAUUCUGAUCCAGCUCUUCUCAUAUCACGUGUUCUUGGAGAUACUGUUAACAUCGUAUUGUCUUCUUCCUUGUCUGUAAGAUGAAGAAAGAAAACCCCAGGAAAAUGGUGAGUCUGGGGGUUUUAAGCAAGUGCAAAGCAUUAGGAUUACAAAGUAUUUGUUGGAAGCCAGUAAUCUGGCUCCAUCUCAUUCAGAAAGUGUUAGCACCCAGGAAGGACUAUGAUGAGGUUGGGAACAGCCAGCCUGAUAAUGGCUUUCCCUCAACUCACAUAAGUUUUCUUCUGUUCGCCACUCUCCACCAUGUAUGUCAUUGUCACAAAGAACCAGAGUCAGGCAGUAAGCUCCAGUCCAAGUCUGUUUGGCUGAGACAGGGAAAUGACUCUCUAGGGUUAUUGACUCCAUGCAUGCAGUGAAUUGGUGGCAGGGAUCUGGUCUGAGAGCCCCCCAUUCCACACUGUUGACUGUUUUUCUCUUCUUGGGAUUUAUCUUGUUCAUAUGUAAUAAUCUUGAGGAGGGAUAUCCUGCAAAGCAGAGGAUUUUGGUGUUCUUUUGAGAAAACAUUAAGGAUAUCAUAUGUAUACUCUAUGAAGCCCUCUAGAAUUCCAGAGUUACUGAUGUGGUCAGAUUGUAUGAACAUGUGGUUUUCUUGCUCACCCCCCUUACCGCCCCCAGUCUGUGUUUGGAGGCGUUACAUAGACAUACGAGCAUUCAGAGUCCUCAUCUGGAGGUCUGUAGUCUCUGGCCCACGUAGUAUUGAGGGACAGGACCUAACCUGCUAAAGUCCAGCCUGGAAAGUGCUGAGCUGGAUCAUGUUUGCCACCACAGGGAGUUCAGCAUCCUAUAAUAUGCAUGCUGUUAACCUCUUCUGUAAAUGGUAAAUAAAAUCUAUUAUUCAAAGGAUAAACUGA
Mus musculus (house mouse) is the source of this 4340-nucleotide messenger RNA. It is a transcript of the gene Cdhr1, whose product is annotated as cadherin-related family member 1. Gene Ontology annotation, molecular function: calcium ion binding. The transcript is spliced from 17 exons. Gene Ontology annotation, biological process: photoreceptor cell maintenance; cell-cell adhesion; photoreceptor cell outer segment organization. Gene Ontology annotation, cellular component: plasma membrane; membrane. Lineage: Eukaryota; Metazoa; Chordata; Mammalia; Rodentia; Muridae. Bases 205 to 2784 code for a protein of 859 amino acids. The record is from RefSeq and is marked validated.